AUGGUCGAAAAGCUCUCCUCGUCUCUGGAUGACAAGUCGCUCCGCACUGCUCGUCAACGUGUUGGAUCACACAUUGACUUCAAGUCAGCUACCUCAGCCGUGGCGAGCAAGGCUAUGCGGAAUGAACUGAAUGCACUGAUCGAAGGUAUUGAAGAUCCAGCUGCUAGGCAUGCAUUUGAAGCAGAAAUGGCUUCUUUCUACCACCUUUUCAAUCGCUUCCUCGCUGAGAAAGCGAAGGGCGAAAGACUUGACUGGGACAAGAUCCAGCCUCCUGCACCAGAACAAGUGACGUCUUACGCGUCGUUGCCGCAAGCGACGGACCCAUCCGUCCUGGACAAGCUGGCUGUGCUGAAGCUUAAUGGCGGUCUUGGCACGACAAUGGGCUGCACGGGCCCAAAGAGUGUGAUUGAAGUACGUGAGGGUAUGACUUUCCUCGAUAUGUCCGUGCGUCAGAUUGAGCACUUGAAUGGCACGUAUAAUGUGAACGUACCAUUCAUCCUGAUGAACUCGUUCAACACGGACGACGAUACGGCGCGUGUCAUUCAGAAGUACGCGAACCACAACGUGGAGAUUAUGACGUUCAACCAAUCGCGCUACCCGCGUAUCAACCGGGACAGUCUUCUUCCCUGCCCCCGCAGCGCGACGUCCAACAAGAAUCUGUGGUACCCACCAGGCCACGGUGACCUCUUCGAUGCCAUGAACAACUCCGGUCUGCUUGACAGCCUUCUUGCCAUGGGCAAGGAGUAUGUGUUUGUCUCGAACGUUGACAACCUGGGAGCUGUGGUUGACCUCAACAUCUACCAGCACAUGAUUGAGACACAGGCUGAGUUCAUUUCAGAGGUGACCGACAAGACGAAGGCAGACGUCAAAGGUGGCACGCUGAUUGACUACGAGGGCACCGUCCGUCUGCUCGAAAUUGCGCAAUCUCUUGAGAGCGGUGAGCCAGUCAUCCAGCUUGAAACGGCUGUCGGUGCGGCUAUCAAGCAUUUCCGUGGCGCGAAGGGUGUGAAUGUGCCGCGUUCGCGCUUCCUGCCUGUCAAGAGCUGCUCGGACCUGCUCCUUAUUACGAGUGACUUGUACGGUCUUGAGCACGGCAAGCUAGUCAUGAACCCGCAGCGCCAGUUCAACCAAACGCCUGUAGUUAAGCUGGGCGAUAACUUCAAGAAGGUCGCGAACUACCAGAAGCGCUUCAAGAGCAUUCCAAAAAUGAUGGAGCUUGACCACCUAACAGUCAUGGGCGAUGUGUCGUUCGGCCGCAAUGUGGUGCUUAAGGGCACUGUGAUUAUCGUUGCCAAUGAAGGCAACCGGAUUGAAAUUCCUGAUGGUGCCGUUCUGGAGAACAAGCUUGUGACUGGCAACCUGGCUAUCAUUGACCACUAG
Messenger RNA from Malassezia globosa CBS 7966, 1380 nucleotides. RefSeq lists its product as uncharacterized. NCBI's taxonomy places the organism in Eukaryota, Fungi, Basidiomycota, Malasseziomycetes, Malasseziales, Malasseziaceae. The transcript is spliced from 5 exons. Gene Ontology annotation, molecular function: UTP:glucose-1-phosphate uridylyltransferase activity. Gene Ontology annotation, cellular component: cytoplasm. The record is from RefSeq and is a predicted model, not a curated record. Gene Ontology annotation, biological process: UDP-alpha-D-glucose metabolic process; glycogen metabolic process. Bases 1 to 1380 code for a protein of 459 amino acids.